GGGUGCCUUGUGUGUAUUGGAAUUCUUUACAGUGCUAAAGAAAUUAUGUUUUCUAACGUAGCUUUAGGGAAUCUAAAGAUAAACAUUUUGAGAAUAUGAAUAUGUUGUAUAACAAUUUAGCCCUUUUUGGGGUUGCGUUUUAUUCUCUAACUUCUACAGGUACAGAAGGUGCAGGAGAAUGUCGUGAUCUUCACGACAGAGUGAUUACCCAAGGUCUUCACUACGUACCGGGUCCUGAUACCUGUACUCUAUGUGUCUGUGACAAUGGUCAGCCUAAAUGGUGCAAAGCUGUUCUUUGUUCUCCUCCACAAGACUGUAAGUCGUUCCGGGUGGGCAGCUCGUGCUGUGAGUUUAUCUGCUUAGACGACACCAUCCUAAACCGUGACGGUGGCCAUGAUCUCAAUGCAGACCUCGGUCUUCGCCUGAUAGCCAGUGCCGUCACCGCCAUCUUGUCUCUUUCCCUCCUUUUCUUUCUCAUUCAUCGACUGAGGCAGCGCAAGAUCAGGGGUCGCCAAAGUCGACAGUUGAGUGAAGACUCCCGCAGUCUGGGCAGUAUCGGCUACAUCGCUGGGAGUCUCGGCUACCUCCCACCAGCACUGGGCUGUCAGGACUUCCACUAUGAGGAGGCAUCUUCUCACUUCCCUCUAUGGAAACCUCCAGGAAACUACUUCCCACGAGGAGAGGCUCCGCCCCCGUAUGAGGAAGCGGUGGCAGCUGCACGCGCAGAGGCAGCAUUGGCCGCUAGAACCACUCCCGGUACCAGUCUGAGUCUGCUGCAGCACCAGCAUCGUACCAUCCCUCUGACACUAGCCACCAGUGGGCCUCUGUCUCCGCCACCCCCAGAGACUAGACUGGCCACUAUACGGCCGGACUUGUUCUUCCAGGAGGUGGUGCGGGACCCAGCAGCUCCGCCUGUUGUGUCCUCCUCCCCAGCCACAGUUACUCCUACGUUUACCAUCGCUGAUACAGUAGCCAGUGGCAGGAGUGUGCUGUUAGAGACACAGUGUGUGAGACCGUCCGUACACACUACCUUGCCUACUGUCAUGGAGGAUGAUGAUUACCGCAGCGAGUGCGAGAACUGCAACAUGAGUGAGCAGUUUGAUGGCGAGAUGGAGACGAUGACGUUACAUCGGAGACCUCACGAGGAGGCGGAGGAACCGUUCCCUCCUUACCGAACAUCUCUGACUCUCCCGACCAACUGUCGUCGGCAAAGAUCAACAACAAUGGGUGCUCCUGCUCAGGCAGGUGCUCGGGAGAACUGGUUCAGUAGCAUGCCUUCGUCCACUUCAUCCUCUGAAGACGAAGAGUAACUGACUCUGAUGUAAUUGGUGCAUAAACCGACUUAAGUUCAUCACACAAACUGAUAGAUUAGAACCGGUCGACGUGAUGAACAGUCUUGUCAUACCAACAUCAAGGUGGGUUAGUGUUUGAGAACUUGGUGCUUCAGUCAAUAGUUGUUACCUUUUUAAUAAUUGAAAACAGUUUUACUUUGAAUAUUUAUUAGUUUUGUUGUUUGUAUGUAAAAUUCUGUUGCACACUAUCAUGUGAUUGUAGCCCUAUGGACUUGUUUGUGCCAAAGUUUGAGUUGGUUCAAACCCACGGUUGUUUUAUAAAUUUGUGUUCAAACAUUUCUAUUUUGUGUAAUAUCUGUCAGCAACUGUUAACAUUUUCGAUGCUUAGUGUAGAUUUGCUUGAACUCAAAUUUAACGGGUAUGUACCAUGCAUUUCCAUGAAAGUUUGCUAAAAACAGAAUAUCAGUUCUAAAAUAACUUGGUAGUGGUGGGUUUUUCUUUAUAAAGUACAACUAGCCUACUAUAUUUGUUAGAGAAGUUUUACUACUGUCAUAUUUUAGUUUUGUAAAAUAGUAAUCACUUGCAAAUUAUCUUUUAACAUUUUUUGUAAUCAAUACACAUUUUGCCAUUGAUAUUCUUUUGACAGUAUAUGCUCUGUGAUUGUCCUUUGUAGUUUAUUUCUUAAUGAUUGUUAGGGGAUAUAUAUCCUAUAUCCUUUACAAAUUAUAGUUUUAAAACAGAAUAUUUAACUAGGUUAUUGUUUGUUUGGUUUUGUUUUUAUUUUUUGCUAGAUAUAAGUGACCUUUAUUAGGGAACAGUGUUGUUUUACUGAUUUUAGUGUAAUGUUUUUACAACCCAUCACUGCCCCUAAAAUUGAUUCUAUUGUUGUCUUUAUAAUUGCAAAAUAUUUUAAAGGUGUAAGACAUUUUAAACAGGUCAAAUUUAUUUAACCAAUGUUUUCUAUUUUUAUACAGAUUUUCAUAUUUUUAUUACUUUACACAGUUUAAUUUGUAUUAUAAAUAUUACCAAGCAUUUUACUUUAUGACAAUUAUGUUCCAUGUAUUUUUAAUCACUUUGAUAAACAAAAACUGUAAUACUCUAAAUGUGUUCUGUGUUUUGAACUUUACUCAACGAACCACAGUGACUGUAAAUGUGUGAAACAAGUGUAAUUAAGUGUUAAAGAUGUGUUGACAUGUAUUGUCACCGUGUGACUUUGUGUGCAUUAAAUGCUCAACGUGUGCGUGAACGAUGGAUGCUAGGUGUUGUUACGAUGUGAAAGUUUUACAUUUGUUAUUCUCGAUAUGUGUUGACUACAUUUUGUGAAGUAGCAGGGACUUUGAUGCUUCAAACCUGUCAAUCAGAAUACUGUGAAAAGCCAAAUGGCAAAUAUAUUUAAAUUUGCUUACAUUAUACAAAUAAACAACACAAUUAAACUGGAAGUAACAUUUAAAAGUUGAGAUCAACUUAUCUUUGUUUGAACUUUUUAACAGACUUUUACAGAAUCAAAACUUGUUGUUUUUGUUUUUUAUAUGUAGCCUAAGAUGAAUAAAAAGUCCCUGUUACGUGUUACCAUUGUACUGUGAUCAGUAAUCUAGUCUUAUUGUUACAAUUUUUAUCAAUGUUGUAUGCAUAUUUUGGGAACAUUCCGUUUAUACCGUUUUAGUUUCAUUUUAAAGUAUUAUGAUAAUUUACCAACUCGAGUCAUUUUUAGAUAUUCAAAUUUGAACCUAGAUAAGUCUUUAAAGCUGCCACAAAAGUCAACUAAAAUGGCUAUUGUUUGAAGAAAGUCUCAUAGCUUUUACAAUCGACAAAAUCACCAUUGAGUGAGAUUAGCAUUUUGUUUUACUAAAUUACCAUAUUUUAUUGUUUUAAUCAGCUGUUUGACAGCAGGUUGAGUGGAACCGAGCCUAAUGAGCACCAAAUCUAUUAGUCUAAGGUACAUGUAAGGUAGAGCCAAGAGAGAGGUUUUUUUUUGUGAUAUUAUCAUGACAAAAAACUGCAUCUACUGAGAUUGCACGACUUUGUCAUGAUUGCUUGCCACCAUAUUGUCUCCUUGAAUGCAGGAGGUGUACAAUCUAAGUAGGCCAACUGUAUUUAGUUUAUUUGACUCGAUUUGGAACUUUAUAAUAUAUAUAUGUAACAAGUUGUUCAUUAUGUUUAAUGUUUAAUAUUCAGUUUUGAAAUAAUGGCAAAUAUUAGUUUUAUCAACAAUUUUAAAUAGUAUUGUUUGUUGUUGACCUUGUUGCAGAUUAUCUUACCAUGACAAAU
Molecule: messenger RNA, 3560 nt
Organism: Macrosteles quadrilineatus (aster leafhopper)
Lineage: Eukaryota; Metazoa; Arthropoda; Insecta; Hemiptera; Cicadellidae
Product: integral membrane protein DGCR2/IDD-like
Exons: 7
Coding region: 96-1310 (404 amino acids)
Cellular component (GO): membrane
Source: RefSeq, a predicted model, not a curated record